This is a messenger RNA of Cimex lectularius (bed bug), 901 nucleotides long. RefSeq names its product peroxiredoxin-5, mitochondrial (gene Prx5). Bases 93 to 650 code for a protein of 185 amino acids. The record is from RefSeq and is a predicted model, not a curated record. NCBI's taxonomy places the organism in Eukaryota, Metazoa, Arthropoda, Insecta, Hemiptera, Cimicidae. The transcript has 4 exons. Gene Ontology annotation, biological process: cell redox homeostasis; cellular response to oxidative stress; hydrogen peroxide catabolic process. Gene Ontology annotation, cellular component: cytoplasm; mitochondrion; peroxisome. Gene Ontology annotation, molecular function: thioredoxin peroxidase activity.
CUUUUUCUCAAGGCCGCCGCCGCAUCGCAGAGGCGGCACAGCGGUCGGCCUUUCUGGAAUCGAAGAAGGGUCGGAAUUGAAGUCGAACCGCUAUGCAUUCCGUCGCCAGCCGCUGUUCGCUGAGGUCUUUCCGUUCUUUCUCUAACAGUUUCACUAAAUUUCACACCACCCCCGCUGCCAUGGCUCAGGUUGGGGACCAAGUUCCUGAUGUUGUCUUGUUUGAAGAUACUCCAGCUGGAAAAGUUAAUAUGAAGGAGUUGUGCGCAAACAAAAAAGUUGUCGUUUUUGCCGUCCCCGGAGCAUUUACACCCGGAUGCUCAAAGACUCAUCUCCCUGGUUAUGUAAAAGACGCUGAAGCAUUGAAAUCAAAAGGAGUUGGAGAAGUAGUUUGUGUUUCAGUUAACGAUCCAUUCGUUAUGGCUGCUUGGGGCUUAGAGCAUAAAGCUAAAGGAAAGGUCAGGCUCUUGGCUGACCCUGCUGCGGCAUUCACGAAGGCGAUGGGCCUGGAGAUCAAUUUGCCACCGCUCGGAGGGCUCAGAUCCAAACGGUAUUCCAUGGUUGUCGAUGACGGGACCAUCAAGGCGCUCAACGUCGAACCAGAUGGAACAGGGUUGACCUGCUCUUUAUCAAAUAACCUUACUCUAGUUUGAAUCACACUAGUCUGGGAGAAAUUUUUAACGAGGGAAAUAAAUUGUUAUUGUAGAAAAGAAAUAAGAAUAAAACAGAUAUUCACUCCUUGUUAGUCAAUAAAAAGUAUAUUUUUUUAAUAUCCAAAGGUCUAAAAAUGUUCUGAUCCAUCUAAAUACUUCUGAAUAAGCUUUGACAUAUCUCAUUAUUAAAUUAAAUUGUGGUUAGUAUUAGUAGCACAAAAGGUGAAGAAUAAAUUUGCUUUUUAUCCUGA